Molecule: messenger RNA, 4365 nt
Organism: Trypanosoma brucei brucei TREU927
Lineage: Eukaryota; Euglenozoa; Kinetoplastea; Trypanosomatida; Trypanosomatidae
Exons: 1
Coding region: 1-4365 (1454 amino acids)
Biological process (GO): regulation of cell population proliferation
Cellular component (GO): nucleus
Molecular function (GO): DNA binding
Source: RefSeq, a predicted model, not a curated record
AUGCCGGCAAAAAGCCGGAGACGGGGUUGUUCUUUGGACCUCUCCAGCGGGAAUACUCUGAAUGCUGGAGCGCCAAAAGGAGCUGUAGGCGGAGUGUCUAGGGCUGCUGAAGAUGAACUCAGCCGUAGUGUUGCGUCCCCCGCAGACGCCGUCGAACUGCUGUCGAGGAUGCAGGAUCGUACGAAGGAGAUUCAGAGAGCUGAGAAGGAUGCGGACGCUCGUGAGAACCUCGUGAAAACUCGGUACGCUGGAGGUGCUUCAGCUACAGGGGGUACCACCGUGCCUUUUGAUAAAAAUGCGUUACUAACUGACAUGAUUGCUGAAGCACGUUACAAUUUCCUUAAGCUUGAUCAGAAUCUCUCGGAGGAUUACAACAUAGCAACACGCCGUUUACACGCCGCUGUCUUUGGACACACUUCCGACUUUCUGCAACUCUUUCGUGAUGUGAACCGCGCAAGCUCGCUGGUAGAGUCCCUGAAGAGCAGCGUUCAGGGAACGAAGGCUGUCAUAUCGACUAUAAGUAAAUCUGCCACAUGCGGUAGGAAAGGUGGUGUAGUCGAAGAGGGGACCGAUGCUUGCACCUCAUCAGCAUUGGGUUUCUCGAUGUUCAGUAGCGGCUUGGGCUGUAGCAGUGGUUCCAAUGACGACUCCGGCAAUCGUGUUAUCAAACCACGGACUCGACCGAGUCUCAUUGCCACGAACUUAGCGCGCCGGCAGCCCCGAAGGGGCCUUGCUGGUGCUUUUGCAGCUCAACCAAGCAAAGACACCGGCACCCCUGGGAGUGGUGCUGGUUAUAGCAAUAGUACUGGCGGUAAUGCUGACGGUAGGGGGUGGAGUCGAAGUGGGGGAUGUCUUCUUGUGACCACACGCUCCCUCAACACUACGUCGGUGAGUUUAUGGCAGACAAUGAUUUUGUCUGGCGGUGAAUCAGCCGUCGGAGACUCAGCGUUAGGUUAUCACCAUCGAUGGGCUGCGCAGCGAGGCAUUGGAGAAGAAUCGGAUGAUAAGGUUGAGAAGGCUAAGUCUCAGGAUAUUGCUGUGUUUGUGGAUGUGCUGAGGCAGGAAGUGAUGCAAUCGAUUGCAGAGCGACGGUAUAUGGAAACAGCGGAGCUGUUACGCAGUUCAGAGGCAGAGGCUGACGCGAAAGGGUGCUUAUCUCUUGUACUAGAACUGGAGGAGUUACUUGUGCAUUCAAUUCGGAUGCACGUGCAAACCCUUGUCAUGCCACUGAUGUAUAGUGAAAGCCUGCACAUACCACUAAUUCAACUUCUUCUAAGAUUUGGCCGUGUACAAUGUGGAUCGCAGCUGUUCUUCCAUCUACACGCCGUAUGGCUUGAUGCUGAGAUGGAGAAACUCCAGCUUCGUCUCGAUUCGUACAAGGGGACACUCAUCGCGAGUGAUUUUCUUGUGUGUGCCAUACUAGAAGUAUUAGAGAGACAGAAGAACCUGUGGCGCACUGACCCCUCUAUCGGCACUGCUGCUUGUCCUGCUAACGAUAGCAAUGAAGAUGAUAGCGGACUCGAUUCUUCUCCAAAGGCGGGUAACACGAAGCUGGAAAGGACGGGAUCACCGGGAAAAGUAACUGCUACUGACCAUAAUAAUGGCUGCACCAAAUCGGAACCUGUGGUGACACCAAGGAUGCCCCCGAGUUCUACUGCGGUGCUGUGGGUGCAUGACCGUUUGGAUAAAUUUGCGUGUGAGGUACUACAACCACGCGCCUUGAGCCACGGGACGGGGGCUGAAGGUGGUGAUCCCUCGCGGUUCCGGCGAGCUGUUGUUAUGGCAGCUGAUGCCAUUCGGACCGUGCGCCGCCUCGACCGAUUCGGGUUUGCAGGCUGUGACACGCGGUUACUUGUUCUUCUCACCCCCAGUCUCAUGUACUUGCAGACGGACUUCAGUCGCUGCACGAACAGCCGUCUGGCGACAACCGGUAGGGCUAUGAUUGAGCACUUGAUACACGACGUGCGGCACAUAUAUCUCACAAAAGGGAAAGGUUAUAGUGUUAAGAUGUGUGGUGAGGUUGCACGCCGGAACAACAGCGUUUGCCGAGAACUUCAACAACGACUCAAGAUAUUACCACGUUCUUCCUAUGCACUGCUUGCUGAACUUUUGCUUGCCCCAGCUUCCUCAAGGUUAUUCAUGCCUCAGAAUACAGGCAGCUGUGCGACACGCCCGGGCGAGUCUUCCGCGGGCCCGGUGCUCGUACCCGAGCAAUACAGUUUUCUCCGCUAUUCCAACGGCUGCACGCGCGUACACGGACUUCUUCUAACGUCAGUGUUACGUUUCGUAGCGGCCAUGACGGGCUAUGAUGUGCUACCGCUAGAACUCGCUAAACAACAACAGCAAGAAGCUUUGGAGCAACUCGCAAACCAGGCGGAGUGUGCGUCCUUUCUCCUCUCCAACUCACUGGUGAUUGAGUCACUUGACGUAACACUGCAUCGUUUGUUUUUAUCACUUAUGCAUACCACAAUACGGCAGCGUCAGAGCCUCGUGGGAUUUAUGCUUUCUGGAGAGUUCAGUGAAAUGCAUCCGAAAUUUUUUGACUGUGGUUCUCGGUCGUCGUCGUCAACUUAUACUUUAGUGGGCAAUCCGUGGGCACUAAGUGCGAUGCAGCUGAUGCUCGCUGAUGUGUUGAGCACGUCCGUAUGGAUCGCAUACCUUUCUCGUGGUGGGGCGUUGUCGCAGUUACUGCUUUUGCAGAGUGCUCAGGCGUUCCGCGUGCAGUAUGUGGAAGAAUUGCGUCGUGCUCUGCCGCGUAUUGUGCAGGGUUGGAUGGCGGCAACAUUGAGCCUUGGGUAUCGCCUUGACUCUGCGCGAGAUUUGCUUCCUUGCGAUGCCUUAGUUUUCCCUGUUACGGAGGCCGGCACUUCGACUGCACCGAUGACGAUGGCACCGGACAACCGCAUGGUGGAUGCAAGCGAUCCCCGCGACGCGGUCGUGCGGCUGCUCGAGAUAUCGGCCGUCAACGAGUCGCGGCUCGCUCCCUUUUUGCUGUCGCUUGUGCAAAACUCGUUCACCUCGGGCUCCAGUACUGCGGAGGAAGCGGUAUUGCUGUGUGCCCCGUUGCCGAUGCCUACGUCACCGCUUUGGUGCUUACGAAGUAGGAUUGGUAACUAUCCGAAGUUCCCCAUAGGACGCAAAUUUAACCACGACGACGAGCUGUUUUUGUUUCACUUGUUUGUGCAAAUAAUGUUGAACGUUUUGGCUUACUUCCAGGAGCAUUUGCUUGUUCCCAGCUAUGUUGUGAAUGAAAGAUGGGCUUCUGCGCGACCCAAUUCACCUUCUGAUGGUGAUACUAGCCCUCAGUCUCCAGGGUACACGUCAAAACGAUGCCCUUCGCGAGGUUGUGUGUCCCCUCAAACGGAGUCUGUCGUAGCCAUUUUAUCGGCUGGUGGUGGGAAUUAUGUUGGUGCCGUUGCUCUCUUGCAGUUCAUUAUAUAUCGCCUGCUUCGGGAUGUGUUGUGUCGGCCGCAGACGUGGAAUGUGGUGUACGGCCUUCCCCCAGAAGCCAGCCGCUGGGCCGAAAAUAUGGUUCGGCAGCAAGUGUUCUUUUUUGCAUUGUUCGUGCGGUUCUGGUCGCCUCUCUUCGUUGGAGGUGUGAACUUUCCGGUGGCGGCCGGCCGCCCCCCGGGAUCGGGGAGUGAUGAGAAUGCAGAUGGCAUUUCGUCUAUGCUUAUCCUUCAGUGGCUAACGUGUACUGGAGGUUGUCAAGGAAAGCAGCAACAUGGUAAAGGACCUUAUGCUUUUGACAUCGAGGCUUUGGCCUUCCCGCCUAACACCGUGGAAUCAAGGGAAAGGGUGUAUAUACGCGAAACUAACUUAGGUGGGGUGUCCGGCGCUGCAACACCACCUGAUGAUCAACAGUCGGAGGGGGCAGGGCAGAAGGAAGGUAGCAGAAAAUCCGCGGAGGAUUCCACGGCCGGCAGUGAUUUUAGUCCCCCCUGCACCCCUAAUGAAGGCAAAAAUGAUUUAAGUAUGCUCAUGCUGGGGUUGAUUGGCUCUUUCUUUGAUUCUCAAGGGGAGUCACGGGCCAUGCCGGCCAUAAACUCGGACCUCACAAGGAAUCGAGUGGAGAAGCUGAUGUCUUCAUUGAAUUUGUUGAGUGUUGUUAAUAAGGAGGUGUUGGCUGAGAAGGGUGGUGCGGAGGGAAAGGACAGCGAUGAUGAUGAUGAAGAUAGGGAGGAAUCUCCAUGUGGCACAAGGGAAGAACCGGUCGGUCCCAUUAGCAAAAAAGAAGACUCAGCGAAGGAACAAACUUUUAAGGAGCCGCUACACUCGCGAACAGGAGGUGACACCAGUAAAGGAGGUGUGACACUGUUUCACGUGUACAAUAUGUUGCUACACUACCUUGCGCCGCUAACAUGA